Messenger RNA from Artibeus jamaicensis (Jamaican fruit-eating bat), 3480 nucleotides. It is a transcript of the gene SPNS2, whose product is annotated as SPNS lysolipid transporter 2, sphingosine-1-phosphate. NCBI's taxonomy places the organism in Eukaryota, Metazoa, Chordata, Mammalia, Chiroptera, Phyllostomidae. The record is from RefSeq and is a predicted model, not a curated record. Bases 174 to 2450 code for a protein of 758 amino acids. The transcript has 13 exons. Gene Ontology annotation, cellular component: membrane. Gene Ontology annotation, biological process: transmembrane transport; lipid transport; sphingosine-1-phosphate receptor signaling pathway. Gene Ontology annotation, molecular function: sphingolipid intramembrane carrier activity; transmembrane transporter activity.
GAAGGCGCACGGUGCAGAACCUUCGCUGCGCUGCACCCGGGGCUGAAGAGCAGGAGCCGACGGGGCAGGGUCGGGAUGGUGCAGCGGCGGCUCCGCGGCGCACACGCGCACUGAGUGGGCCCAAGCUGGGCCGCGCGCCCCCCGCGCCCCCCGCCGCCGCGAUCCCGGCCGGCAUGAUGUGCCUGGAAUGCGCCUCAGCGGCGGCGGGCGGCGCGGAGGAGGAGGAGGCGGACGCCGAGCGGCGCCGGCGCCGGGGGGCGCAGCUAGGGGUCAGCGGAGCCGGUUGCUGCGGGGCGCGGGCAGCGAGCGCUGCUGGAGUCGCGGCCGCCGACGAUGAGGUGCAGACGCUGUCGGGGAGCGUGAGGCGGGCCCCGUCGGGACCUCCAAGCACCCCCAGCACCACCAGCUGCGCAGCCGCUGCCAAGGGCCCAGGCGCGCAGCAGCCCAAACCCGCCAGCUUGGGCCGCAGGCGAGGGGCAGCCGCCGCCAUCCUCAGCUUGGGCAACGUGCUCAACUACCUGGACAGGUACACCGUAGUAGGCGUCCUUCUGGAUAUCCAGCAGCACUUCGGGGUCAAGGACCGAAGUGCCGGACUGCUGCAGUCAGUGUUCAUCUGCAGCUUCAUGGUGGCUGCCCCCGUUUUUGGCUACCUGGGUGACCGCUUCAACAGGAAGGUGAUCCUCAGCUGUGGCAUUUUCUUCUGGUCGGCGGUCACGUUCUCCAGCUCCUUCAUCUCCCAGCAGCACUUCUGGCUGCUGGUCCUGUCCCGGGGGCUGGUGGGCAUCGGCGAGGCCAGCUACUCCACCAUCGCGCCCACCAUCAUCGGCGACCUCUUCACCAAGAACACACGCACGCUCAUGUUGUCUGUCUUCUACUUCGCCAUCCCGCUGGGCAGCGGCCUGGGCUACAUCACUGGCUCCAGCGUGAAGCAGGCAGCCGGAGACUGGCACUGGGCCUUGCGGGUGUCCCCCAUCGUGGGCAUGAUCACAGGAACACUCAUCCUGGUCCUGGUCCCAGCCACUAAGAGAGGCCAUGCCGACCAGCUCGGGGGGCAGCUCAAGGCACGGACUUCGUGGAUCCGAGACAUGAAGGCCCUCAUCCGCAACCGCAGCUACGUCUUCUCCUCCCUGGCCACGUCGGCUGUGUCCUUCGCCACAGGGGCCCUGGGCAUGUGGAUCCCGCUGUACCUGUACCGGGCCCAAGUCGUGCAGAAGACAGCAGAGACGUGCAGCAGCCCGCCCUGCGGGGCCAAGGACAGCCUCAUCUUCGGGGCCAUCACCUGCUUUACGGGCUUCCUGGGUGUGGUGACGGGGGCAGGAGCCACGCGCUGGUGCCGCCUGCGGACCCAACGAGCCGACCCGCUGGUGUGCGCCGUGGGCAUGCUGGGCUCCGCCAUCUUCAUCUGCCUCAUCUUCGUGGCCGCCAAGAGCAGCAUCGUGGGGGCCUAUAUCUGCAUCUUUGUCGGGGAGACACUGCUGUUUUCUAACUGGGCCAUCACUGCGGACAUCCUCAUGUGUGUGGUCAUCCCCACGAGACGGGCCACCGCCAUGGCCCUGCAGAGCUUCACCUCUCACCUGCUGGGGGACGCUGGCAGCCCCUACCUCAUCGGCUUUAUCUCCGACCUGAUCCGCCAAAGCACCAAGGACUCCCCACUCUGGGAGUUCUUGAGUCUGGGCUACGCCCUCAUGCUCUGCCCCUUCGUCGUGGUCCUGGGCGGCAUGUUCUUCCUCGCCACUGCGCUCUUCUUCCUCAGUGACCGUGCCAAGGCUGAGCAGCAGGCUCUCCCACCUCCCCCUGGGGCUGACGAGGUCCCUGCCCAGCACGUCCGGUCAGCCGGCCUCCGUGAUGCGAUGUGCCAGAGCAGUGCCCGGGCUCGGCCCCCGCUGAUCCGCUGCCUUGACCCCUGCCCGUCUCUCCCCCAGGGCGAACGAGCUGGCAAUGCCGCCGGCAUCCAUGAAGGUCUGAGGCGGUGCCUCUGGAACUAUGAAGAACGCUCCCUCCCACCCAGCCUGGGAGGUGUCCUUCCGCAUCCCAGCCCUGCGGGGCUGGCCAGCUUCCCACAUGGCCCACGGCUGGACACUCACCAUCUCUGGUCUGGGACUGCUGGGUGGCCAUGGCUCCAAGAGGAGGCUAUGUCCUCAGCGAACCUGGAGGGCUGUGUGUGCUGGGGCCACACAGCCGGACAGGCCCCCAGCUCUGGGUUAGGGCUGCAGGGCCCUCGGGACCCCAGGAGGCGGCAGCCCCCACUGGGUGUGUGGAGAGAGACUGGUCUGCCACCAGCUUACAUGACCCUGGGCAAGGGCCUACCCUCUCUGGACCAUGGGGCCAGGGAGCUGGACUUCCCUGUGGGGCUCGCUGGGCAUGGCACUCGAGGAAGCUUUGAAGACCCAGCAGCUCCUGGACUGCACCCAGGGGCGGCCCAGGCCUCAGGGUGCCACUUCAGGCUCUGAGGCUCCCUGGUGUGUGGGACCAUAGCCUUCCAGCUGGGCCUCUGACCUCAGAGACAGAGGAUGGACUCAACCUGGCACCGAGAACUCCCUUGUCUCUGCUUCUUUGGGCUGGCUCCAGGGUGGGGACCUGGCAUCACCAGGGGUGAAGGCCCUGGUGGCUGCUAUAUACCAUCUGUGCCCCCAGACCUGGGAUCUGGGGCCUGCCCGGAAGACAGGACUCCUUGUGGUCCCUGGAAAACCUGUUCCUAUCCUCCUGGACCCCCAACACAAGCCAGAACCUGCUCCUGCCCCACAACAGGUUUUUUCCACAGGCAGAACCCAGGGGGAUUCUUCCUGAAACCACAGGGAGCAACCAGGGCUCUGACAGCCAGAGGAAGCAGCCACCACCAAGCUCCUGACCCAAGGUAGAGCUGGUGCAGGCUGACACUUCAGAGCCACCUCCACCCACGUCAGCGCUGUUGCUCCCGUGCACUUCCACAGCCCAUGACCACCUGUGGUCCCCCCUGCGCACACCAUCCCACACUCACAGCCACGUGUGGGGCGCAGCUGCUGAACUUCACACCAGACCUUGGCGCCCACCGUGCAGCUCAUCGCGUCCCCUCUGCUCCACACUCCCUCCCUGCACAUUUGCUGGAAUCAAGGUGGUUCUGGUCUGGGGCCCCUUGCAGCCAGGAGGAGACUCUAAGAGCCAGCUCCCUCUGUAGUUAGCAGCUGAUGUGGCUUCAGUGGUGUGUAAGCUACUGGAAUACCCACUCCCCACCAAACUCUGGGGCACCUUGGAGGGGGCCCAACAAGGGGGUGGGAUCCCCAAAGACCAGCCUGGCCUCCACCCUCACCCCGGCCUCCACUGGGGCCCCAGCAAUGUUUUCUUGUUGUACAAGAACCAGGUCCAAGUGUUGCCUCCUCUUCCUUCCGGAAGCCAAACUGCUCCUUUAUUUUUUAGAGCUGCUGAUUGUGAAUCUCAGAGUCUUAAGAGAGAAGCCAAAUAUAUUCCUCUUGUAAAUGAAGAAAUAAACCUAUUUAAACCAUG